GGGGGCACGGCCGGGGGUGGGCUGAGGGGUGGGCACGUCUCCAGCACUGGGCGCGGCCUGGGACCUUCCUGCCCUGGGGGCCGGCGCCUGAGAGCCCUGAGCCCGUCCCGGUCGCUUGGGUUCUCGGUCAGGGACCCUUGUCACCAAUGCGCACCCCGGACAGGGCAGAUCAGAGCCGCCCCCCAGCUGCUCUACCCAGAGGGACAAGCCCCCAGCCCGACUCGUCGCCCCCCCAUCCCCUCGGCAGAGCCCCCCCAGCCCCCUGGGCAGAGCUGGAGCCCGGCUGGGGCCCGUUGCCAUGCCGGCGCCUGGUUGCUAGGUUUCGCUCGGAGCCGGCGUGGGCUGCAGCACGUUGUGCCAAACCUUGUAAUUUGUGCACUUGCAGCAUCUCUCGGGGUGAUGGGGGGGGGGUCCCUGCGUAAAGCCUGGGGGGGCCUGAGCCCUGACCCCCCUUCAGCGUGUUCAUUCCUCCGUACCCCGUGUGGCAGGCUCAGUGCUGAGCCCGCAGGCCCCUCCCAGAGGGGUCAGAGAACCCAGGCGUCCUGGCUCUAACCACUAAACAGAGCUGCCCCCUCCUCCGGCAGGGCUGGGGGGGUGACGUGACACGGCGGGGGGAGGCCCUUUCAGAUGAGGGGGGCAGGUACCACACUCCAUCGCCUUGCAGAGGCCCCAGCGCUGCUGGGGGGCGGGAUCCCCAUUAACCCAGCAAUGACCCUGCACGGGCCCCAGGCUGAACUGAGCCCGUCAGCAGCCACGGCAGUGCCAUGGACCCAGGGCACUGGCCCGCGCGGGGCUCCGGCACCCCCUGGAUCUACCGGAGCAUCUCGGGGGAGUACGCGUGUCUGGAGAAGCGCUUUGCGGCUGAGCUGUGGCCGGCCCGGCGCCCGGGGCCCCGUGGGCACCAGGACCCCACGUGGAGCAAGACGAUUCUUCUCCCCCAGCCGCCCUCCAGCAGCGACCCCCGGGGCCUGCGGCUGCUGGGGAAGGGGGCGCGAGGGGACCGGGACGCCCCCAGCGAGAGGAAGCCGAGGGGCGUCUCGGAGGGCAGGAGGGGCCUGGGUUGGGCGGCCCCCCCGGAGAGGAGGGGGCAGGGGGCAGCGGCCGGCGUCCUGGGCAGGAGGCGGCUGGCAGGGAGUGCCGUGGAGGUGCUCCCAGCUGGGCCCCCCAGCUAUGAGACCCACAUGCUGAGACGGCUCCGGGCGGGGCAGGGCAGCCGCAAACCGAACGCGCCACGGCCCCCGCCCUACAUCUCGCCCCCUGCCUACGACGCGCCCCACCGCACCCUCCCCACCAAGCGGCCCCGCACCGCCCCCAAGCCGCCGGCCGCCAAGCGGGGCCGGCCAGCGCCCCAUGGGACAGGGCCCGCUGGAGGCAGCCCGGAGCCCGCUCCCGGCUCAGGCGGCCCCCGGCAGCGGCUGGCCACGCUCCCCCAUGAGGUCCUGGGUGGCUGGAGCUACCACGCGGGGUCGGGCUCCCUGGGGCGCCGUGCCAGGUCGGGGCUGGAGGGCGCAGUGCAGUCCACGGCCCGGGGCGGCUCGGCCGAGUCCCUCUUCCGCCCGCUGUCCAGCCCAGACGGUGGCAGCCACACGCUGCCCCGGGCAGCCGGAGGGGCUGGCAGGGCCCGCAGCCCCAGGGGCUGGGAUGCGGCGGGGCCUGGCUCUGCCCCGGGCCGGCAGCGACUCCCCUCCGGCUGGGGCUUUGGCUACGCGCCCAGCUCCGCGGGCAGCGCCAGGAGUGGGCAGCGGGAGGGCUGGGAGCAGAGGGGCCGGCCAGAACGCAGGGCGCCCCCCUCUCCCCGCCCCGUGGGGAAGGCACCUGACCAGUCCCCCAGAGCCGAAGGCCGAAGCCGGCAUGGGGGUGUCUUUGUGAUCGAUGCCACCUGCGUGGUGAUUCGCGCCGAGUACAUCCCGCCCCCGCGGCGGGAGCAGGUGCGGCUCCUGGGGUCCCCCCCGCCCCGGGACUCGGCCUCUCCAUGCCAGAGGCUGCUCCUGGCCAGCCGACCCCACCUUGGGGCCUCCGAGCGGGCGGCAGGGCCCCCACCCCCUUCCCCUGGGGAUGGCUCCCUGGGGGAGAGGGCGGCUCGGAUCUUGGGGCUCCCCGCGGCCGAGCUGGGCCUGGAGGGACCACAGGGGGCCUGUGCCCAGCGAGAGGACCCCGGGCGCUGGGGCCAGCAGGCGGGAGCAGCUCUUCCGGGCAGCCCAGAGCCGCUGGUGGGGGGCCCCAGAGUACAUGGGCUGCCCAGUCCGGCCGCUUCCCCCGAAGACCCGCCUGGGGUGCCGGGGGGCAGGGAGACCCCUGGGGACGGCACCAAUCCAUCUGUGGGGCCGGGGCCGGGUUGGGGCAGGGAGGCUCCUGGGGACGAGCCGCAGGCCCUGCCCCCCCGAACCCGGCCCUGCGCCAAGCGCCCGGCGCUCUGCACCCGAGACCUGCGCGAGGCCGUGUCCCGCAUCCGCCGCCACACGGCGCCCGACUCGGACACGGACGAGGAGCCCGAGGGCCCGGCCCCGCGUGGCCACAUGGCCUGGAGGGGGCGCCCGCGCCACGGGGCCCUGGCCUACAGCAGCAGCAGCCUGGAAAGCAGCGGCUCCGACACCACCGUCGUCCCGGCUGGCGAAGGGGGACCCCCGGGGGCGGUGCCAGAGGCCGGGGAACCAGGGCAGGAGGCCUGGGGCGGGGGCCAGGAGGGGGUGGAGAUGAGUGGGGCAGCGGAGCCCAGAAGGGGGUGAGGGCGAUGGAGGGGGCCUGCCCUGCUCGUGCGCCCUGCGCUUUUCUUCCCUCGCCCCUGCCCUCCUCUCGCCUUCUCACAUGUCGAGGAGGGGCGGGGCCUGGUAGGGCGUGCUCAGGAGGGGCGGGGCCUGGUAGGGCGUGCCCGAGAUGGGCGGGGCUUGGCGAGGUGUGGCUUGGUGGGGCAGGGCCGAGCCUGGCAACUCAAAUACCCCUUAGCUUUGGGAGGAGACGGAUGGAAGGGGAGGACCGGCUUAGACCCAGCUAGGACCCCGGGCCGGGCUCCUGUGUAGCCUGGGGGGGUGCACCUCCCCGGUGGGGGUGAAGGGAGGGCAGGCCCCUCAGAGCCAGCGUGGCGUCCCAGGCCCUGGCGCCGUUCCGGGCAGAGCCGUAACAAGGCAUUUCAGCGCCCGUGGUGAGCGAGCGUAUUUGCACACACGCCCAUCGGGUUUGGUCAUCGUUUUUCCACCCCCCUGUGGCUUUGCACCCGGCUCACCCUGCCCUGGACACGGCCCUGCUGGGGGCAGUUAACGGAGCAGUCUGUGUCUGUGUCUCUACCCCAGACUCUUCUGUGUGAAUCGAACCUGCUGUAAAAUAAACCCCCCUGGGGGCCUGUGCCCCGGCCUUGCU
Molecule: messenger RNA, 3354 nt
Organism: Chrysemys picta bellii (western painted turtle)
Lineage: Eukaryota; Metazoa; Chordata; Testudines; Emydidae
Source: RefSeq, a predicted model, not a curated record